This is a messenger RNA of Aspergillus pseudotamarii, 1085 nucleotides long. RefSeq names its product DUF967 domain protein. NCBI's taxonomy places the organism in Eukaryota, Fungi, Ascomycota, Eurotiomycetes, Eurotiales, Aspergillaceae. Gene Ontology annotation, cellular component: TRC complex. The transcript has 2 exons. Gene Ontology annotation, biological process: post-translational protein targeting to endoplasmic reticulum membrane. The coding region runs from base 55 to 630 and encodes 191 amino acids. The record is from RefSeq and is a predicted model, not a curated record.
CAAAUCCCAAAUACAUACUACCAGAUUUCCAAUUGAACAAAUUCCACCACCAAAAUGGAAGACAAACCUCUUGCACCCGCGAGCAAAGAUCUCCGCGAACUCACAGCCCAAGAAUCCUCCGCCGCCGUAAUCUUCCCCUCCUUCACCUCCACAACAGCCUGGUCGCUCGGUCUUGCGCUCCGAUCCCGAAUCCUCUCUCUCCCAGCGGAUCAGCGCAAGCCAGCUCUCAUCUCCAUCGCGCUAACCGGCGGGUCCGAGCCACAUGUUGUAUUCCAAGCCGCGACGGAACCGGGGACCUUCGCUGAUAACGAGGUGUGGGUGCGACGGAAGCGCAACACGGUGCUUCGAUGGGGAGUGUCGAGCUGGCUGAUGCGGAAUAAGAUGCUGACGAGCACUGGUUUGGGGGCAGAUCAAGUGGAGGCGGCUUUUGUGAGGAAACAUGCCUUGACGAGUACCGGUGGUGGAGGGGCGGCGGAUGACUUCGCGAUCCAUGGCGGGGCGUUCCCCGUGCGGGUGAAGGGAGUGGAUGGUGUUAUUGGCGUGGUGGUUGUUAGUGGAUUGAAGCAGGAGGAUGACCAUCAGGUUGUUUUGGAGACGAUUCGGGAGUUUAUCCAGCAGGGCGGACAGUGACGGUCUAGUUGUAUAGUUGGUGUAUCGGCCACUCAGUGCAUAUAGUGUUUGUACCAAGGAUGUCAGAAUUCACGAAUUCUUAGCUUAAUAGUUGUGGUAUUGGAUUGCAUAACAUACACGCCCUUGACGCAAAAUUAGUGAGAUGUAUGAUAUGACGGUUACAGUAUUAAUUAUUAUCAGGGAACGAGUGCUGUCACGACGUUAAAGACCGUGUACAUCGAAUUAAUAAGGAAUCUGAAUGUCGUUCAAGUUAAACACGUCUUCGCCCUAAUUGGAGGCUUCCAGUCAUUCUAGCAUAGAGAACUAUGGUCUAUAAUUCUGAUUAGCGCUACUAUGUAUGUUGUUUUUGUUCCAUUCAACUAUUGUAUCUUCUGCUAUACGGUGGGUCAGGGCCAAGCUGCUUGAUAACUCGCUAUGGAUGCUUCAAAGACUGCAUUUAGGAAAGCUUUGGCAAU